This is a messenger RNA of Trematosphaeria pertusa, 502 nucleotides long. RefSeq lists its product as uncharacterized. The transcript is spliced from 3 exons. NCBI's taxonomy places the organism in Eukaryota, Fungi, Ascomycota, Dothideomycetes, Pleosporales, Trematosphaeriaceae. The record is from RefSeq and is a predicted model, not a curated record. Bases 62 to 331 code for a protein of 89 amino acids.
UGACGCAUUAAGCAUAGCUUUUAUUUUACUUCCUUUUUGCAGGAACACCUCCAUUAAUAGGAUGCACAUACCUAGGUAUGAUCGGAUUCGGAGAGUUGUGAGGACGCGACUUCGCGAGGUUGCGUGGAGUCACGCGAUGCUGCGAAUGACAGAACUUUGCGAAUGCGCCUGCAUUCUUCAUGUAUUCUACAUUCUGCAAUCACCGUUCGAUCAUUUCCGCUUUCGAGAUAGCAACGUCCUCAACCGAACAAUAGACGCAUUUCAAGGCACGGAUACGGUUAUUCCUACGAUUCGUUCCGAGCGUCCUUUCUUCACUAUCCCGCACUACUAGUCAGUCCUCUUGCAUUCAAUCCUCACGCACCAAGCGCGGAAAGAUGUCCGAUCGAGAGCGAAUUCUCCAGGAGGAAAGGCUCAUAAAGAGCAUGAAAAAUAAGCUGCUCGCUUUGCCGGAAGAAUACAAAUACGAACGGUUGCGGGUUGGCUACCGCCCAGAGCAAGAUGG